Adineta steineri is the source of this 768-nucleotide messenger RNA. Lineage: Eukaryota; Metazoa; Rotifera; Eurotatoria; Adinetida; Adinetidae. The record is from the annotation of a GenBank genome assembly.
AUGUCGCAAACAAGUUCAUUUCCUUUCUUUGGCAAUACUAAUCAAUUUCAAUCUAAUAAUAAAUCAAAUAAAUUCAAUUUAAAAACAAUUCUUGAUUUUUCAACUCUACAACCAAGAGUUCAAAAUCAUUUGAAAAAUGUUUAUACUUGUUUAUUAGGUGCCACUUUAUGUGCUACAUUGGGUAUUUGUUUAUCUAUGAAUGGUUGGCUCAAUUAUCCACGUUUAGCUGUAUUUGCUUCAAUAAUAACAAGUGUUUGGCUUUUUACACUUGAUUUUAAUGCACGUACACAAAUGCAAUGUUUUGGAUUGAUGUCAGCAACAGCUCUAUUUACUGGUAUUUAUUUAAGUCCAUUAAUUAAUGUAGCAAUUAAUGUGGAUCCACAAAUCGUUAUGACAGCAUUUUUAAUGACAACAAUUAUAUUUGUAUGUUUCACAUUAAGUGCAUUAUUGACUAAAAAACGAACUUAUUUAUAUCUUGGAGGCUUACUUGCAACAGGUUCAUCUAUUAUGCUUUUAUUGAGUUUAAUGAAUUUAUUUGGACGUUCACAACUUAUUUUUAAUAUUAAUCUUUAUUUUGGUUUGGCAAUUGCUUGUGGAUAUGUCUUAUAUGAUACUCAAUUAAUUAUUGAACGAGCUAAUAAUGGAGAUAUGCAUUAUGUCAAACAUGCACUUCUUUUAUUUACUGAUCUUGUUGAUAUAUUUGUUCGAAUUCUUAUUAUUUUAAUUAAAAAUUCAACAAAUAAAGAAAAGAAGAAUAAGAAUCGUUAA